This is a messenger RNA of Nematolebias whitei (Rio pearlfish), 1507 nucleotides long. RefSeq names its product protein phosphatase 2, regulatory subunit B'', gamma (gene ppp2r3c). Gene Ontology annotation, biological process: regulation of dephosphorylation; microtubule cytoskeleton organization; B cell homeostasis. The coding region runs from base 103 to 1476 and encodes 457 amino acids. Gene Ontology annotation, cellular component: centrosome; spindle. The transcript is spliced from 13 exons. The record is from RefSeq and is a predicted model, not a curated record. NCBI's taxonomy places the organism in Eukaryota, Metazoa, Chordata, Actinopteri, Cyprinodontiformes, Rivulidae.
GUUCACAAUUACGUUGUAGUUAAGUUUGUUACACAAAACCAGUUGGUUUUUUUUUUUUUAGAUAUAAUGAUUUAAACGUUGUGUUAUUUUUUCCCAGCUAAUAUGGCUAAAGAGCAGCACUCCCAGUGGGCGGAUAUUUUGAAGAGGAGAAUAGCGAACGUCAAAAACGACGAGAGGAGCGACGAGGAGAAGAAAUCAGAAGAAACAGAUUUAUUCACCAAAUAUUACACGGAGUGGAGAGGAGGGGUCGAGACAGGCGAAUCCUACAAGUCCAUCCCAAGGUUUUAUUAUAAGCUGCCAGCAGAUGAUGAGGUACUUCUUCAGAAGCUGAGGGAAGAAUCCAGAGCUGUUUUCCUCCAGAGGAAGAGCAGAGAGCUGUUGGAUAAUGAGGAACUACAGAAUCUGUGGUUUCUGCUUGAUAAAAAUCAAGUGCCUCCGGUGAGUGGCGAUGAGGCCAUGAUCAACUAUGAAGCCUACCUGCAGGUGGGGGAAAAGGCAGGACCCAAGUGCAGAAAGUUCUUUACAGCCAGAGUUUACACCAAGCUGCUGAACAACGACCCGUAUGGCCGAAUUUCUAUCAUGCAGUUCUUUAACUACGUCAUGAGAAAAGUUUGGCUGCACCAGACCCGAAUAGGCCUGAGUCUGUAUGAUGUAGCUGGUCAAGGCUACCUCAGAGAGUCGGAUCUGGAGAACUACAUCCUGGAGCUGAUUCCAACUCUGCCUCAGCUGGACGGACUUGAAAAGUCCUUCUAUUCUUUCUACGUCUGCACUGCUGUCCGCAAGUUUUUCUUCUUCCUCGACCCGCUCCGAACUGGAAAAAUUAAAAUUCAAGAUAUCUUGGCCUGCAGUUUUUUAGAUGACCUAUUGGAGUUGAGAGAUGAGGAGCUGUCUAAAGAAAGUCAGGAGUCCAACUGGUUCUCGGCUCCGUCAUCUCUCAGAGUCUAUGGCCAGUAUCUAAAUCUGGACAAAGAUCACAACGGCAUGUUGAGCAAAGACGAGCUGUCGCGUUACGGCACGGCAACUCUUACUUCUGUCUUUCUGGACCGAGUGUUUCAGGAGUGCCUCACAUACGAUGGAGAAAUGGACUAUAAGACGUACCUGGACUUUGUGUUGGCCCUGGAAAACAGGAAGGAGCCGGCAGCGUUGCAGUAUAUUUUUAAACUUCUGGACAUGGAGAAUCAAGGAUACCUCAACGUCUUUUCUCUCAACUACUUCUUCAGGGACAUUCAGGAGCAGAUGAAGCUGCACAGUCAGGAGCCUGUCUCUUUCCAGGACGUCAAAGAUGAGAUUUUUGACAUGGUGAAGCCUAAAGACCCCUACAAGAUCACACUCCAGGAUUUGGUGAACAGCUGCCAGGGCGACACCGUGGUCAGCAUCUUGAUCGACCUCAACGGCUUCUGGACCUACGAGAACAGGGAGGUGCUGGUCGCCAACGAAAACGACGGCAGCAACACAGCUGAGCUCGACAUCACUUGAAGAGCAACGGUUAAAACGUUAAGAGACUUUU